Molecule: messenger RNA, 623 nt
Organism: Ostrea edulis (European flat oyster)
Lineage: Eukaryota; Metazoa; Mollusca; Bivalvia; Ostreida; Ostreidae
Product: ATP-dependent DNA helicase RecQ-like
Exons: 2
Coding region: 45-623 (192 amino acids)
Biological process (GO): DNA recombination; DNA repair
Cellular component (GO): chromosome; cytoplasm
Molecular function (GO): four-way junction helicase activity; 3'-5' DNA helicase activity
Source: RefSeq, a predicted model, not a curated record
CUUUGAACUUAUCUUCACAACAGGUAAAUGAACGAAUCAUCCAGAUGAUGAGUGCAGAGAAGUCACCAAUCAAACUUGUAUUUGCCACUGUGGCUCUAGGGAUGGGUAGUGAUUUGAGAUUUGUGGAGAGGGUGUACCAUGCUGGAGUUCCAUCAUCUCUUGAAGCAUAUACACAGGAAAUAGGACGAGCUGGCCGAAGUGGAGGACAAUGUGAGGCAAAGAUGUUUUUUAACAAUACUGACAUUGCCCAGAGACAUGUACCACAGUCCUUGAAAGACUUUUGCCAGCAGGAAAUGUGCAGGAGAGAGCUUAUUUCAGAAUAUUUUAAUUCCCCAAUAACCCAUGCUCAGCUCUGUUGUGAUGUAUGUUUGAACAUCUCAAAGUCUGUAAAGUACUUCUUGCCAAAACUUGAAGAUAGAAAAAUUGUGUAUGAUUUCCUUCGAGCAUACAGAGAAUCUGAUUCUUCUGAUAUCAGUAGAUUGGUUCUUAGUGAUCAGCACAUUAUGUUUAUAAGUGAGACUUAUGAAUUUGUAGAAAGUGUGGAAUCUUUAUCGCAAAUGUACAGAAUUCCAAUUGUCAUUGCUGAGGCAUUGUUUAGCAUUACAAAUUUGACCAAAAUAUGA